AUGAAGACAGUCGUUCUUCCGGCGACGGAAGGUAUUGGCGCUGGCGUUGGCCCCCGCUGCGUCGAGCCGCUCGAGUCGGGGUGGCUCAGCGACUCGUAUUUUGAAAAGUCGGCGAUCGCCAUGCGUUUUCGGAUAGCAACGCUUGUGCUGCCUCCCGGCGACAGCGUUGAGCUUGUCGCUGUGGAUGCACCAAUCUUCAAUGUCUCAGCGGCACAUCUCUCGCCCGUCGGCGAUAGCUCGGGGCUCUGGACGCCGCGGUUAUUUGCCAACCUCUGGCGCCUUCGGCUGCUGCGCACGACUAGCGUCUCGUACUGCGACAACGGCUUCGGCGUCGGCGUCGAUCGCUACAGCUACUUUACCAGUCUCGACAGCGGCCAUUAUGCCACGACCUCGAACGCGGGCAGCAGCAGCGAGGAGCAAGGUUGUGGCACCCGCAGCAGCCACGCAAUCUGCAACUACACAACGGCGUCGCCGCUCACGAGCAUGUACGCGUACAGCCGACCCGUCGUGCGGAUUUGGGUGCCGACACCUGGUGUUGAAGGCUUCAAAAUGUGCACGGGCUGGCUCUGGGGCAGUCAAGGCCACGUCAUCACCGCGAGCCACUGCAUUGGUAGUGCCCGCGAUGCCAAGCAAGUGCAAUUCGAGUUUCUCGCGGAAGCGUCGUGGUGCGGCGUCGACGUCGACUACACCGUGUGCAGCGGCGCUGUCGCGUCCGUGGCCGCGACGUGGGUCACCACCAAUUUGAUCCUCGACUACACACUCUUGUUGCUCUCGUCCGGGCUGAGCCUCGUGCAGACCUACGGGUACCUCCAAGUGCACCCGACGCUUUCGAUUUCGCGCGGCAUGCGCGUGUACGUGCCGCAGCAUCCGAACGGCGGGUGCAAGACAAUCGCGUCCAUGAACCAGACGACGUUGCCGACAACCAUCACGGGGCUCACCUCGAAAGGGUGUGACCUCAACAACGACGGGUUUUACCGAGGCGGGGUCAUGUACGAUGCCGACACGCAGCCGGGCUCGUCCGGCGCCCCCGUUCUGGAUGCGACCACCAACACGGUCGUGGCGAUGCACUACUGUGGCGCCGCCGCGUGCUCCAACGCGGGCAUUCCAAUGGCCUGCAUUGUACGCGACCUACUCUUUCAAAACCUCUUGCCCGCCAACGCGCUGGGUGACGGCCUUGGCACGAUUUCUGCAUUUGCAGAUCCCGUUGCGUUUCCACGGGCGCCGACUCUGCCGUUUCGCCACCCACCGUACUUUGGUGCGAUCCGUCAAGGCGUUGUGCCCCGGCGACCGCGCUAUACGACUGUGGAUCGUUACGAGCUUGUUGUUCACGCGCCGACCAAGAUUCUGAUCGAUGUCGUCGUGAACGAGCUCAAUACGACGUCCAACACGUGCGUUGACGUGAUGCGCGACUGCCGCAUCACGUACUCGACCGGGGGCACGACAUUGCGUGUCUACUCCAAACUCCUUCCCGGUGGCGCAAUCUAUUCGAGCGACGAUUUGAGACGAGCGCUCCCGUCCAUGGGCAGCGACGAUGGCAGCAUCUCGAGCAACGACCCGUACUUGGUGAUGACGCUGCCGGCGGGGCGCUACAUUCUGGCGUUCGGGCUCCUCCAGCUCGCCGACAAGGACGCUAUCGCUGGCAUCAACACAGAUGCGUUCUCCACCGAUAUUCACGAAGGCGCGUUCGCAAGCUCCACGGCCUCGCUUCCGUACAAGAUGACGAUUUCCAGCAGCGAACCGAUUGACGUGUUCAGUUCGUUGCCGAAUGCAAGCUUGCCACGCACGUGCGCGCUCUCCGAAGCAGCCAUCGAAGCAACGUGCGCACUUCCCGUCUCGUCCAGCGGCUCCCAGUCCAACGAAGACGCUGUAUGA
Messenger RNA from Saprolegnia parasitica CBS 223.65, 1872 nucleotides. RefSeq lists its product as hypothetical. The coding region runs from base 1 to 1872 and encodes 623 amino acids. Lineage: Eukaryota; Oomycota; Saprolegniomycetes; Saprolegniales; Saprolegniaceae. The transcript has 4 exons. The record is from RefSeq and is a predicted model, not a curated record.